Messenger RNA from Apodemus sylvaticus (European woodmouse), 2864 nucleotides. RefSeq names its product potassium voltage-gated channel subfamily C member 1 (gene Kcnc1). Gene Ontology annotation, cellular component: neuronal cell body membrane; dendrite membrane; axon. The coding region runs from base 1014 to 2549 and encodes 511 amino acids. Gene Ontology annotation, biological process: potassium ion transmembrane transport; protein homooligomerization. The transcript is spliced from 2 exons. Gene Ontology annotation, molecular function: protein binding; delayed rectifier potassium channel activity. The record is from RefSeq and is a predicted model, not a curated record. Lineage: Eukaryota; Metazoa; Chordata; Mammalia; Rodentia; Muridae.
CCGACCUCGGCAGCGCCCCUCGCCUCGGCUGCCAGCGCCACCCGCCCUCCCGGAGCAGGGAGCGGAGUGCGGGGCGCAGAGACACCGGAGCCAGUGCCCGCCGGCCCCGCCAAGCAAACCCGGCCGGGAGAACCUUCGCUCGGCCCAGCGUGCCUCCGCAGCCGUCCGGGAGCUGUCCCUUCAGCACCGCCGCGGAAGCCUGAGUCCCAGCGCAGCCCAGCGGAACCCCUGACCCAGCCCGAGCGCACCAGGCGCUGCGCUCAGCGGCCGCCCUGCGGGGCAGCACCCUGGUGCCCCUACCCAGGAGACCCGCCAUCUCCUCCGGGAGGCGGGGAGAAGGAACGAGGAGGGAGGUCAGGCAGCUUCACCCGCCACCGAGGGGAGUAGGCAGAUAGGCAAGGAGAGCCGAAGGGGACCGGUCACGCAGGGAGGAGAGCAAGCCGCAUCCGUCCCCACCGCACCGGGAGCGCGCUGCGGCGACCACCGCAGAGCCAAGCGCGGAUUUCUCGUAACCCCUUCUUCCCCAGCUGGGGCUGGUCUAUCGGUCCGGCCCCCGAAACGGAGCAGCUGACCUUCCUCUAAAAAGCUUUGUGUCGGUUUCUCCAUUUUCCCGCUGAGAUGAUACCGGGAGCCCGGCCCCCCCAUCCUCUCUCCCCUCCUCCCGGGCCUCGCCGCUGAGCGCCGCCCCACUCCCUUCCUCCCUCCCUCUUUACCUCCCUCCUCUCUUCCACUGCCUCCUCCGCAGCCAGGCCAGCUCCCUCUCACACUAGGCGCCUUAAAGACCCUAGGGAGCCCGCGCACACACCCCUGGACCCGCACCUGACUGACAGCUCCCUCUGAAGGGGCUUGGCUCGUUGGUUGGGGUGGGUGGCCAGAGCCGCGGUCCUCUGUGCCCCCCGACGGCUGGGGGGAGGGGGGAAGAGGCCCUGCGCCCCCCUCCCCGUCGCCAACUCCCCCUGGCGGCAGCUCCCAUGGGUGUCGCUGGGCCGCGCCAUGCCUAAGGGGGCGCCGCGAUGGGCCAAGGGGACGAGAGCGAGCGCAUCGUGAUCAACGUGGGCGGCACGCGCCACCAGACGUACCGCUCGACGCUGCGCACGCUGCCGGGCACGCGGCUUGCCUGGCUGGCAGAGCCGGACGCCCACAGCCACUUCGACUAUGACCCGCGCGCCGACGAGUUCUUCUUCGACCGCCACCCGGGCGUCUUCGCUCACAUCCUGAACUAUUACCGCACCGGCAAGCUGCACUGUCCGGCCGACGUGUGCGGGCCGCUCUACGAGGAGGAGCUGGCCUUCUGGGGCAUCGACGAGACGGACGUGGAGCCCUGCUGCUGGAUGACGUAUCGCCAGCACCGCGACGCUGAGGAGGCACUGGACAGCUUUGGUGGCGCGCCCUUGGACAACAGCGCGGACGACGCGGACGCCGACGGCCCCGGCGACUCGGGCGACGGCGAGGACGAGUUGGAGAUGACCAAGAGAUUGGCGCUCAGUGACUCCCCAGAUGGCCGGCCUGGCGGCUUCUGGCGCCGCUGGCAGCCGCGCAUCUGGGCGCUGUUCGAGGACCCCUACUCAUCCCGCUACGCGCGGUAUGUGGCCUUUGCCUCCCUCUUCUUCAUCCUGGUCUCCAUCACAACCUUCUGUCUGGAGACCCACGAGCGCUUCAACCCCAUCGUGAACAAGACAGAGAUCGAGAAUGUUCGGAACGGCACGCAAGUGCGCUACUACCGGGAAGCGGAGACGGAGGCCUUCCUCACCUACAUCGAGGGCGUCUGCGUGGUCUGGUUCACCUUCGAGUUCCUCAUGCGUGUUGUCUUCUGUCCCAACAAGGUGGAGUUCAUCAAGAACUCCCUCAACAUCAUAGACUUUGUGGCCAUACUCCCCUUCUACCUGGAGGUGGGCCUGAGCGGCCUGUCCUCCAAAGCUGCCAAGGACGUGCUGGGCUUCCUGCGUGUCGUCCGCUUCGUGCGCAUCCUGCGCAUCUUCAAGCUGACCCGCCAUUUUGUGGGCCUGCGAGUCCUGGGCCACACGCUCCGUGCCAGCACCAACGAGUUCCUGCUGCUUAUCAUCUUCCUGGCCCUGGGAGUGCUCAUUUUUGCCACCAUGAUCUACUACGCUGAGAGGAUAGGAGCACAGCCCAAUGACCCCAGCGCCAGCGAACACACACACUUUAAAAAUAUUCCCAUCGGCUUCUGGUGGGCUGUGGUCACCAUGACGACACUGGGCUACGGAGACAUGUAUCCUCAGACGUGGUCUGGGAUGCUGGUGGGAGCGCUGUGUGCGCUGGCUGGUGUGCUGACCAUCGCCAUGCCGGUGCCCGUCAUCGUGAACAAUUUUGGGAUGUACUACUCUUUAGCCAUGGCUAAGCAGAAACUACCAAAGAAAAAAAAGAAGCAUAUUCCGCGGCCACCACAGCUGGGAUCUCCCAAUUAUUGUAAAUCUGUCGUAAACUCUCCACACCACAGUACUCAGAGUGACACAUGCCCGCUGGCCCAGGAAGAAAUUUUAGAAAUUAACAGAGCAGGUAGGAAACCUCUUAGAGGCAUGUCGAUCUGACCUUUCACCUCUGCCCCCUGUAGCAAUGAUUCCAGAUCCAGUCAGACUGCUUCCUUAGUUCCACGGGCGACCCAGGACCCUGUGCCCAAUCUUGAGGUGUGGAGCCUGGGGCCCCAGGGAGAUGCUGGGUGGCCAUAUUUGGAAGGCAAGAGCUUGCUAGAGGAACCUCACUGGUGGCCCUGGGUAAGGAGGUUGAUGUGGUUGGUCUCAUGAGUUCUGAAGAGACCCCCCAAGGAAGUUUGCUGAGGACUCUCUUAGCAGAAGCCUAGAGGCUGCUGCUCUGUUGGAAGGAGUCAAGCAGGAGUCUCUGACAGG